ACCCCCCGCCUUGUGCAACACAUCUCCUAUUCUGCGGUAAAGAUGGCGGCGUCAGAGGGGGCGCGUAGCGGCCGGACAACGGCAAAACGAUUCUGAAAAGCUCCGGAUUUGACCGAAUCUCUCUCGCCAGGUACCGUUAAUUUCUGCUCGGACACCAUCUGGAUCAGCGGAAUAGAGACAAUAGCUGUCACACGCCGGGGUUGGGGUUUUAUUGUUAAAGUCAGGGUGGGUGGGUUUCACUGAUAGCUGCUAACGUUAGCUAACGGGCUAGCCGAGCGAGCUAAUACGGGCUAGUUAACGUUAGCUCGGCGAAGAAGAGCGGGGAGGGGAUUGAGGAAGACUAUUCGGGCCAGGCCGCUCCAGCUUGGGGGAAUGUGAACCAGAGGUGCACGGGGGGUUUGCUUGCUUCGUCCCAGACGUCCUUACACCAAACAACCGGGAUGGGACAGCAGGUAGGCCGCGUCGGUGAGAGCACAUCGACCGGACUCCAGCCACCACAGCCCCACGCGUCCCAACCGCACCAAGGGAAGGGGAACCGGGGGAGCGGCGCCGGGAGGAGACCCCGAGAACCCGGCAGUAGCACCGGGACACCGCCAGGCAGGGCUGCUGCAGUCAACGUGCCCGACCCAGGGAUCAAUAUCUUCACACAGCAUUCAGAAGCUCUUCACCGGCCGUUCGGCCUGGACUCUGCAGCGCUGACGGAGGCGGUACGCUGGAGCUCCAAGGAGAACCUACUGGGGGCGGCUGAGAGCGACCCUAACCUGUUCGUUGCACUUUAUGACUUUGUCGCCAGCGGAGACAACACGCUAAGCAUCACUAAAGGUGAGAAGCUGCGUGUGCUGGGCUACAACCAAAAUGGAGAGUGGAGUGAAGUGCGCUCUAAGAAUGGCCAAGGUUGGGUGCCUUCCAACUACAUCACACCAGUCAACAGUCUGGAGAAGCACAGCUGGUACCACGGGCCCGUGUCACGCAGCGCAGCAGAGUACCUGCUCUCGUCUCUCAUCAAUGGGAGUUUCCUGGUCCGGGAAAGUGAGAGCAGCCCCGGACAGCUGUCCAUUUCUCUCCGCUAUGAGGGGAGAGUCUACCACUACCGGAUCAACACCGCAUCUGAUGGAAAGGUGUAUGUGACGUCUGAGAGCCGUUUCGCCACCCUGGCUGAGCUGGUCCAUCAUCACUCCACUGUCGCCGAUGGCCUGGUCACCACCCUGCACUACCCCGCACCCAAAUGUAACAAGCCCACAGUGUACGGUGUGUCACCCAUCCACGACAAGUGGGAGAUGGAACGCACAGAUAUCACCAUGAAGCACAAGCUGGGGGGAGGCCAGUACGGAGAGGUGUACGUGGGAGUGUGGAAGAAGUACAACCUCACAGUGGCUGUCAAAACGCUCAAGGAGGACACCAUGGAAGUUGAAGAAUUUUUAAAAGAAGCCGCCGUUAUGAAGGAGGUUAAACACCCAAACCUUGUUCAGCUACUUGGUGUGUGUACAUUGGAGCCUCCGUUCUACAUCGUGACUGAGUACAUGCCACACGGCAACCUACUGGACUACUUGAGAGAAUGUGACAAGGAGGAGGUGAACGCUGUGGUGCUGCUGUACAUGGCCACGCAGAUCUCCUCUGCCAUGGAAUACCUGGAGAAGAAGAACUUUAUACACAGGGAUCUUGCAGCUAGGAACUGUCUGGUCGGGGAGAAUCAUGUUGUGAAGGUCGCAGACUUCGGCCUGAGCAGGUUAAUGACUGGUGACACCUACACGGCACAUGCAGGCGCCAAGUUCCCCAUCAAAUGGACUGCGCCAGAGAGCCUUGCAUACAACACCUUCUCCAUCAAGUCUGAUGUCUGGGCAUUCGGGGUGCUGCUAUGGGAAAUUGCCACCUAUGGCAUGUCUCCAUAUCCUGGCAUCGAUCUGUCUCAGGUCUAUGACCUCCUGGAGAAAGGUUACCGUAUGGAACAGCCUGAAGGAUGUCCACCUAAAGUCUAUGAACUCAUGAGAGCAUGCUGGCAGUGGAGCCCAAUGGACCGACCUUCAUUCGCAGAGAUCCACCAAGCCUUCGAAACAAUGUUCCAUGACUCCAGCAUCUCUGAAGAGGUAGCAGAGGAGCUCUGUAAGACGGCCUCCUCUGGUCACUGCGGACCACUUCACCCUUUCAGUCACGACAUGCCCCUGUUGCCUUCCAAAUCCCGCACACUCCUAAAGCACACAGAAAACAAGGAAAACAUUGAGGGCGGACUCGACGGGCGAUCUGACCACAGCACGCACGGUCACUCAGGCUGGGCGUCGUCUUUGUUAGGAGGGGAUGGCCGAUCAGGCAGCUCCCCAGCUCUGCCCAGAAAACAGCAACCAAGAGACAAAUCUCCCGGCAACCUUUUAGAUGAUGCACAGGAUAUGGGCACAUUUACAAGAGACCGUAAGACUGGCUUCUUUAGCUCCUUCAUAAAGAAGAAGUCUUCCUCUUCUUCAUCCUCACCAUCCUCUCAGCUCCAACACAAUCUCCCGACGCCACCCAAGAGGAGCAGUUCUUUCCGGGAGAUGGAAACUCAGCCUCACAAGAAAUACGAGCCAACCGCUGAUUUCAGUGCUCCUCCUCCCCUUCCCCAGUCGGACAGUCUCGGUGGCUUCUCUGCCUCUCCGUCUCACUCCCAUGGAGAGCCAACUCAGGCGCAGUCACGCUGCUGUGGGGCUGCUUUUGGACAGAAGCCCUCUGGUGGGGGACUUGCCUCACAGGUUACAAGCGGCAGCAGUUGGAGCGGGUUGGCUGGUUUUUUUACCCCUAGACUCAUCAAAAAGACCCUGGGAUUACGGACAGGAAAGACAACCUCUUCAGAGGAGGGUGGAAGUAUAGCUGGAGGGCCUAAACCCUUUCCUAGGUCCAAUUCUACCUCCUCGAUGUCAGCUGGGUUGCCAGACCUGGAGCGCAUGGCUCUGACUUUACCCAGGAAUCGCAGUGCAAAACCCCCUCUAGAGCGGACUGCAUCCACAACCUCGCAGCCAGAGAACGGGGCUGCGCGGCCCUCAGAAACUCUGCUGAGGAGGAUGGAUGAGGGGACAGCACAGAUCAGGGAAAGGCCCAAAGCCAAGCUAUUACCCCGAGGUGCUUCUGUAGGAGUGAGGGCACCAGGGGUAGGGGGGGAGGUAGGGGAAUCGGACAGUCUGUCUCGGGUGAGGGAGGGGAGAGAGGAGAGUGGGGGAGGACUGGACAGGCAGCAGAGUUGGCCAUCUCCAUCUAAGACUUCUAGUUCGAGUGCUUCAUCAGCUGCAGCAGGCGCACCAACUCACAACCACAAAGUUCCAGUCCUAAUCUCCCCCACGCUGAAGCAUAGCCCAGCUGAUGUGCACCUGGUCGGGCUAGACUCUCAGGGGAACCGCUUCAAACUGCUGUCUGAGCACCAAGCAGAUCGGGACAGGCCGCGACUUGUAAAACCCAAGUGUGCUCCUCCUCCCCCUCCCACCCUGCGCAGCCUGCAACACUCCUACAGCGGCGACGGAGAGGAGCAGGUAGGAGGAGCACCUGUGGAAGUAAACGGAGACACGUUGAAAGGUCACAGGUCAGGGCGAAUGUCAGGAGGAGCGGCGACGGGCAGACCGUCAGUGCCACCACCACAAGUGCCUCCUGCAUCUUCCUCCUCCGUUCCCUCAUCUUGCUCUGCCACCACCAACACGACUCCCACCAAAAUGGCCAACGGAGCCGCCACCACUGCCUCCUCCUCACACACAGCACCAUCUGCCGGUUCCAAAGUGGCACUGCGGCGAACCAGGCAGCAGGCAGAGAGGGUGCCCCUGGAGCGAGUUAGUCGCGAGGCCCUGCUGGAGUGCGCUGAGUGCCUGAGCAGCGCCCUCCACGCCAGCUCCGAAAGCCCCUCCAGCAGCCAGGUGCUGGACGCUGGCCACCAGCUGCUAGACUACUGCUCAGGUUACGUGGACUGCAUCCCUCAGAUGAGGAACAAAUUUGCCUUCCGAGAGGCGGUGGGGAAGCUGGAGCUCAGCCUGCAUGAACUGAGGGCCUCGUCCUCAGGAGGUGGAGGGCUGAGCGGCGUGGGGCCCAACACUGUACUGGACAACCUGCACAGCUGUAUUAAAGAGAUUAGUGACGUAGUACAGAGGUAGCCACUGUGACAACACCAACCGUCACCCCUAACUACCCGACAGACUGCUUAUAUUCCCUUUUUUUUAUGUUUCUGGUUCUUUUGACAGCUUUUUGGGGGACGAAACGAGAUGAAUCUCUAAAGUACCUCAGAGAAAUCACUACAAAAUUUAUUCUUUUUACUGUUUACAAACAACCGUUUCAUAAAAUGCCAGUGUGGACACUAAUUUUGCUCUGACCUGUACAUAUUCAGAAAUCUUUAUACCAAACUAAAUGUGGUUCAAGUCACACAAUGAAAUGUUUAGCCCCACGUCUCCACCUGGCCGUGAUAAAAGGCCUCCUUGUUAAAUGAAUGUCGAGUGUAUCAGCUGUGUGUAGCCAGGCCAGCGAGUCGGCCAAGUCUAAGCUCACUCUGCUUAUCUGUCAGUCUGUCACGUACUGAGCGCGAAUGAUGGUGGUUGUGCCCAGCUUUACUGAGAAUACUAGACAACUGUUUUCACUGACUAAGCUCGAACAGUGCUUCGCAAAUGAGUGAAUCAUCAGUUGGGUGUACUGUGUUUCGCAGUAGAGUAUUUUGCUCAGUGUCUGGGGAACUGAGUGACCAUAAGCCAUUUUUUAAAGCCAUUGUAUUCUAAAGGAUUGGAAGCAACAUGAGAAUUCAGUAUGAUUUAAGGUUUUGGGGUCUCAAUUUGACACUCUUGUUUUCUGUGCAGAUGUUUUUUUUAGUAUUUUUAUUUCAUUUUUAUGAUAGUAUUUUUUUAAGUAGAUGGACAAAUGUGAUAAAAUUAUAAAUCUCCCUAUAAUUAAAGGUGCAGUGUGUAAGAUUUAGGGGGACAUAUUGGCAGAAAUUGAUUGUUUUCUUCAGUUAUAUAGUUUUCGUUACCUUAAAGUGAACUGUUUAUAUCUUCAUAGGGAGCGGGUCCUCGUCCAUAGAGUCAGCCAUGUUGCGCCACCAUGUUUUUCACAGAAGCCCAGACGAGACAAGCCAAACACAAACUUGAGAUAGGGCCAAUUUAUGUUUUCACGUCAGCCACCGUAGUUAGUAGCUCUUCUGCGAUGAGCAGCAUUGGAAAAGUUAUUUUGAACAUGAAACUGCUUUAUUCAGUGUUUAAAUCACAUGGGUUCUUAUUUAUAAACAUUGCGUGCGCAUAAAACAAGGCCUGAAAGAGGUGUACGCCACCUCCCACACAAAAGUUGUGAUCUAUAAAAGCAGACUGUUUUUUUUUUUUUUUUUUAAAUAAAGAUAUAUAUAAGAUACUCUUUGGGGCAUUUUAGCCUUUAAUUGAUAGUACAGACAAGUGUUAAGGGGGUAGAGAGAGAGGGAGUGACAUGCAGCAAAGGGCCACAGGCGGGAGUCGAACCCGGGCCGCUACAGCAACACCCUUGUACAUGGGGCGCCUGCUCUAUCCACUAAAUCACCAACACCCCUGUAAAAGCAGACUUGAUGGGAGAAACUUUGACCCAUGCUUUCGAACAUUUUGGAAAGGAGGAAUUGGCGAUGCAGAUGGAGAUGGAAGCCUGAUUGUAGGAAUAGGCGACUAUUUUUGACCCCUAGUCCGUUUUUUUGGAGAGGAAGAGAUCUUUGUGGAUAAUUCGACUCCUGGUAAAAACCUCCUGAACAAUGAGCACUGAAGAAAAUCUAACCGGUAAAAGUUUCAGCUGGUUGCAAUCUGCAUUCCUCAGCGUUUCAUGCCACUAUAUCCCCUUAUAUCUUACACACUGCUUCUUUAAAGCCUUGUUUUUUAAGAAUCAUCUUUAGAGAAUAAUCAACUGUUUUGACGCUGACAUUCCCACGUGUCCUCACAAGACUGAAGGGAUCACUUACAUCGUUGAAAAUUGUGUGCAUUUGACAAGCAUGUAAAUAAGCUCAGAUGAAACGUCAAGUGUACGUUUCAGUAUUACCAAAUACAGGCUUAUCAAAUCUAAAAAAGAAAAGAUUUAAAAAAAAAAAAAAAAAAAGAUUUUUAUGAAUCUAUUUUGUUUAUUUCCCACAAUACUAAAACAUGAUGAAUGAUGGUGGGGUGUCUUAUCAUAUGCACAGCAUUUGUCUUCGCUUCAGUGACGUGACUCAUGUUCACACCUUAACACAGUGCCACAAAUAUGGGGAGAAAAAUAAAUCCUCAGUCUCCUAAAGCAUUUCAAUAUUUAUGUCCAGUAAUCCUUGCACACUACAUUUCUUCCUUGUAUGACGGAGCAGAAGAGAGUAGAGAGUAGAGGGAGGAGGGGGGGGAGAGCACAGGGUAGCGCAUGAGCAGGUGAAUUGGGACAGAAUUUUAUAAGUGUCCUUCUGAGUAUGGACAGUGCUGGAUUCCCUGUAGCCUUGUCGUGUCCUCAGUGCCUCAAAUUCUUCCAUGUAUGAACACUGCGAAACGCAGAGACCUACUUCACACUAAUCACACAGUACUGAUCUCUCAACAAACAAAAAACUGCAGUAUGUCUUCAGCACAUGAGCAAUUUGUACAUUAUUUGGUUCAAAGAAAAAAAUGCUUUUUAGAAUGUCUAUGUAUGAACUUGAAUUUUAAAUUAUUCCUUUUUUUUUUAUUAAAAGCACAGACCUAUUUUGAGAGAAAAGUUAUGUAAAUAUUUGAUUUAUUUCAUAUCCAGGAAACAAAAGAUUUAUGUGUGGUUACAGCAUAAAGAGCAAUGUUUUUGACUGAAGAGAUGUAUUACAAGACUGAGGCUCAUCCACCCAGAUCUGAAUAUCUGCUUUAUGAAUGUAUUAUUCUUCCGUUCUGAACCCGGGCGAAUGUUCAUCUGCAUGACUCUUUAAUCUCUUACGGUGCCAUUUUAUUUUAUUUAUUAUAAUUCUUUUUAUUGGCCUGUACUCCUAAUUUCAGUCACACUAAUAAGUCCAGAAACAGCUGCUCUGUUUUUUGAGCACAAACAAAACUGUGUACAGCGCACACAAAACUCAAGAUACUCUAUUUUCUUUGCUUUGGCUCACAUCUUUACGUACACUGGAUAAGGCCUCAGACACAUCGGUUCGUCCACACAUGUUGCAUACCGCAAAACCUAAUCACUGCAGGUCCAUAACACUUUCAAAAUGCCUGUUAAUGACACUUGAUGGAUUGCCAAGUAAACGUUUAUGUCAACUUGUGUUGUGGUGCGUUUUAUAUCAUCAUUUCACGUCGUCGUGUGUGAGUCUUAAUGUCCAACUUCUUGCCAAACAGGAUCCUACGAGACAAACUGAUGAUUGGUUUCUAUUCACUGUGAGUUUCUGAAUAACAUGGACGGAAAUAUCAUCUUUUCUUUCAUGAUUCUUGGUGCCUUUUUGUGAACAAAAUAAUUUAUGUACAGUACACUAUCACUGAAAGAUAUCACAGCUAUGGCAACGUUAAAGUACAUCUUUACAACAAUGUGUUUUCUUUCCUUUGCCAUGAGAUUGUGAUAAGCAUAUCACUACAGCAUGCAUUUCUGUCAUAUGGAGGUUAACAGUCAGAUGCAAACUUGAAACCGAAAGGUGCACUUUGUCUAUGAAGAUUAUGUAUUUAGAUACUCGGUUACAGAGGCCGUUCAUUAGCGGCCAUUAACACUGUUAGUGCAGCCACAUCCGGUUGUGUUUCCUCUCUGACAAAUGAAACAUGGCACUAAAGUGAAGCUGCUCUGGUGUCUCAGACUCUGACCACAUCAAAGGUUUUGUCUAAAAUAUCUCUUUUGAAUUGCCUAGCAAACUUAAUUAAAUUUCUGUUGAGUUGUAGUGCAUUUCUGCAGAGUAGUUUCCCCAAAAAAAGCCUUAUCUAGAAAAAAAAAUAACCUUCUAGAAACACACUCAAAGUCUGGACUGUUGUUAAGAAAUAAAGCAUAUCUAAUCAAUGAUUACAGAAUCAGUAAAUUGAUUUGGUGCCCAUGUUUUCUCCUCAAAUUUCUGCUCAUUCUCAUUAUCAGUCUCCUGCAUUGUCUUUAUUUAUGUCGCCUGCAUUUAUCCUGUAUAUCUGUUUUUUUUUUUUAUUUCCUCCUGUCUCUGUUUUGGAGAUCAGCUCUGGAGAACGUGUGUACACAUCAUUAUACCAAAGGCCACUUCUUCAGUUGUACGAGUGCAAUGUAAACCAACACACAAAAUAAUGGAAUAUGUGAAUCUAAACAGGGAUUUAAAAAAAAUGGCAGAGAUGUUAACAUUAACUUUUUUAUUGUACAAAAUAUAUAUUUUGUGUUUUUGUUUUGUUUUUUUUGUUUUGUUUUUUUUUUUUUAUUUAAAGCUCACGUUAUAUUACUGUGAAGUUUUGCUUAUCAGUGUUAAGCCUAUUGUAAAUAAUAAAGAUA
Messenger RNA from Epinephelus fuscoguttatus (brown-marbled grouper), 8337 nucleotides. RefSeq names its product c-abl oncogene 2, non-receptor tyrosine kinase (gene abl2). Lineage: Eukaryota; Metazoa; Chordata; Actinopteri; Perciformes; Serranidae. Gene Ontology annotation, biological process: protein phosphorylation; regulation of apoptotic process. The record is from RefSeq and is a predicted model, not a curated record. The coding region runs from base 441 to 4100 and encodes 1219 amino acids. The transcript is spliced from 11 exons. Gene Ontology annotation, molecular function: protein binding; ATP binding; non-membrane spanning protein tyrosine kinase activity.